Molecule: messenger RNA, 3021 nt
Organism: Cuculus canorus (common cuckoo)
Lineage: Eukaryota; Metazoa; Chordata; Aves; Cuculiformes; Cuculidae
Gene: CCDC13
Product: coiled-coil domain containing 13
Exons: 15
Coding region: 615-2345 (576 amino acids)
Biological process (GO): cytoplasmic microtubule organization; non-motile cilium assembly
Cellular component (GO): centriolar satellite
Source: RefSeq, a predicted model, not a curated record
CAUGGAGGAUUUAUAACAGAGUUGGGAAAGGAACUUACCUGAAUUUCAGUCAUAGGACCUGCUCAUAAGCUUCCCCUGGCUCUGUUUCCUUGAACCAGAGAGAAGAAGGUUUACUUUUUGCUGCUUGUUUCUUUUGGCUGUCUUUCCUUAGCCAAGGCAUUGAAGUGGAACCUGCUGCCUCCUCUGUAACAUGCAGAGUUAGUCUAGGAUGGGAUAGAGUGGGAUUGGAGGAGGUUCUAGGGCGAGACUCCAGCUCUGUGCAGUUGGGAUUUCUGUAUGUCUUACUGUAAGUGCUUUUGGUCAAGACUUGGAAGCGAGGUCCGAGGAAGACAUCACUGAUCAGGUGUGUUAAGUGCUUAGAACCCUUACUGUAAGUGCUUUUGGUCAAGACUUGGAAGCGAGGUCCGAGGAAGACAUCGCUGAUCAGGUUGCUUGAGGUUGAGAAUGAGCAGCUCCGGGAUCAGCUUCGAGAGGUCCAAGAUGAGAACUGCAGACUAUACAAACUGGUGACAGAGAAAGAUUUUGAAAUAAAGCAACUGCAGAAAAAAAUACAGGAGGACAGAUUGGCUUUGUUGGGGACAUCUGGUUUAGCUGGAGAUGUUGCAGCUACUAAAAUGGUUGAAUUGGCCAAAAAGAAUCGUGAGAUGACUGCCGAGGUAGAGAGUGAAAAAGCCAAAGUGAAGCAACUGAAUAACAAAGUCAAAGAGCUGGAGAAAGAACUACAGACAGCUGUGGAAAAAAUGCGUUCGCUUGGCGGUUGUGAUGCAGGAAUCAAACAAUCAACUCUGAAGAUGAUAGAAGGAAACUUGGCUGAAAGUCCAGAGGUGAAAGCAUUGCAAGAAAAAUUAACCACCGCCAACUUUAAAGUGAUAGAGUAUCGUAACCAACUCCAAUCUGCAAAACAGGAACUGAAGAUGACUCAAAAGCUUUUAGCAAAUGAAGUUGGUGAAGAUGUGAAUAUUCAAAAUCUCUUGACCAAUUCUAGCAGCUGGCGUGGACGGGCCCAGCAAAUUCUUGUUCUCCAAAGCAAGGUUCGAGAGCUGGAGAAUCAAUUGGGUCAAAAUAAGACCCUAACAUCACUGAGUGAGCUAGAUGAGGAACUGCUGGCACUUACUGAUCCAAGGAAGUUGUCAGCCCGAGAGAAGAACUUGUUGAAGAUUCGCAGCUUGGAAAAAGAAAAGAAAGAAGCCUUGGAGAAACUUGCUGGGGAACAUGAUGCUCUUCAAAGAAGUCAUGAGGAAGUGAAAAAAAAACUUGAUGCAUCAAAAGCCAGGAACAAAAUUCUGGGCAGUGAAGUGAAAACCCUUAAGGAACAGAUCGGAACCUUGCUGGAGAAAGGAAAACACGACGAUGAGCUCAUAGAUGCCUUACUGAGCCAGCAGAAGCAAAUGCAGGACAUCUUAAAGCACCUGAGCCAACAGGAUGAGAAGAACAAGGAGUCCCAGCAGAUACUAGGGCAGCACUUGAACAGUGAGGUUCAGAACAACGUACUUAUAGAGCAGCUCAGACAGAUGGUAGCUGAACGAGAAGCAAAGAUUAAAGAGCUGGAAGAGGAGAUUGAGCAACUCACGCUUCAGAUGAAAUCCACUCAUCAAGAGGACGAUUCAGGAGCUGAUGAUACACCACAUUCUGAGCAGUCAGAAGAUCUAGGUUUUACUCUGGCAUCAGGCAGCAAUCAGGUUGGAAGGAUUGGAUCUGCUCGCACAGUGUCUGAGAUGGGCCAUAUGCUUGUAGAGUCAGCAGCUACUAAGCCUUCCCUUCUCAUUGAUAACAUCACACCUGAAAGGCUUGCUGGCAUUGACAGCCCGGAUUUGAAAGUGCUGCAGACACAGAUCACAGAGCAGAAAGCGCUCUGCCAGGCUGCUGAAGCAGAAAGAGACAGGCUCCUGGAACUGGUCACUGUGCUGCAGAAAAGGGUUGAGGAAGGCAACAAUAAAGUCUUGGAAGCUGAGAAGAAGCUUCUGGAAGAGCGGUGGCAAAGUGCCAUUUUGGAACAGCAGCUUGAAAACCUGCAAGUGGAUCCACGGAGGAACACAAAUGCACAGAAAACUCCCCUGAGGAGUAAAACAGGCCAGUCUGCAGGUCACUCAAGACUCACCUUGAACAUGAGUGAUAGAAAGGAGCUCUCUGCAGCCCAGAUUUGCAACUUGCCUCUAGAAUCGCAGGUAGAGGAGCUAAGCUCAAGGCUUCUGAUCCAGCUGGAUGAGAAUGAAGCUCUGAAGGCUGCUUUGGACACUACCGUGAGAAAGAAAGAGGAAGACUUUAAACUGUAUCAAGAGACAAUGAACCAAGUGAAGGAUAUCUUUCUACAGGCCAUUUGGCUGCAGAAACAAGAGAAGAGUUAAGCAAGAUAUUCAGAAUCCUUUGGACUGCAAAGCAGGGAGAGAGCCCAGGCAUCGUGCCCACGAAUAGAAAUGCAGUGGCAGCGUAGUUUUGCAGCCUCGGAUCACAUCUUUUCUUUAGCAUUUGCAGAAGAGAAUGAGAAAUGGAGAUGAAAUACUAAAAGAGUGAAGGUUUUGCAUGUCAGCAGAUUCUAUCUGUAAGACUUAGCAAGCAUUUGGCUCACAGCCUGCACAUGCUGUAGGUUGGUGCAGUUUAGGAAGCUGCAAUUCUGCAGUGUGAUUUUGGGCAAAACCUCUCUAGUUUCAACAGAAUUUUCUUCAGGAGGGCUCAACAUUUGAUAUUCUGCUGCCUUUAUCGGCUCAUGAAGGAAUUUGCUCUACAAAAGUCAUGCCACCCCCCUUCCAAAGUCAUACAAGGAACAAACCAAGUUCUGUUUUUAUCAGCACACUGAUACCUGUCCUUCUCAGGUUUUCUGUAGCGCUUAAGUGCUGAGGGAGUGGAUUGGCCUGGCCUGUAAAUAUCUGCAAGAGAACUUUGUGGGGGAGCUCCACUCACUAUUCCAACAAGUUUCUUUGCUUGAACUUAUUGGCAGCAGAGUUUUCUGAAAGUCAGUGGAGUCUCCACUGAAAAGAUAGACUCUGCAAAUUACCCCUGCAAUCAGUCAGACCUACCUUAAAU